UUGUUUAUACUUAUGUAUGUAUGUAUGUUUGUUGCUAUGUCCAUGCACAAAACUGACGUUCGACGUCGGCGCAAUUAAAGUGUGCGACGUUUCACAUGCCAUAGCAACAACAACAAUAGCGGCGAUGACCACAAGGCCUGCAAAAUGAACCAAACCGAGUGUGAAAAAAGCUUAAGCUUGUAAAUUUCAAAAUUAUUUGGUAAACAAAAAUUUAACGAAAAAAAAGAAGAGGAAAGUUGCGAAAUAAUUUGUAACAAUGCCAUUUACAAAAUAAACACAAUGCUAGAAAUGCCCGAAAUUAGAAAAACUACAAAUAUGCUUUAAAGCAUACAAAAUAUAGGUAUUACGGGCCAAACAUCGCUAAGAGCGGCACUCUAAACAACAUCAACAAUAGCAACAGCAACAAAAUUGGUGCAACAGCUAACAAAGGCAGCAACAGCAGCAGUAGCAACAACAGCAACAACAACAACCACUAACUGGCAUCAGUUGACGACCAUUAACGAAACGGCCACAAAAUGUUGUACAAUCUGAGCAAAGCAACAACGCGGCUUAAAAGACAGCAGCAGCAGGAGCCACAACAACAACAAUCUCACUAUCACUUUAAUAGACAGCAUUAUAAACCAGUACAACAUCGCUUCAUUUGGUGUUUAACAUUUUUAGCAACAUUUUGCGCACAGUACGUACAUUGCGCAGAUCUAGCCAUAAGCAUACCGAACAAUCCCGGUCUAGAUGAUGGUGCCUCAUAUCGUCUGGACUAUAACCCGCCCUUUGGUUACCCGGAGCCAAACACUACGAUCGCCUCACGUGAUAUUGGCGAUGAGAUUCAGUUCUCACGCGCCUUGCCAGGCACCAAAUACAACUUUUGGCUUUACUACACCAACUUCACGCACCACGAUUGGCUGACAUGGACGGUGACCAUAACGACGGCACCUGAUCCGCCAUCGAAUUUGUCGGUGCAAGUGCGCAGCGGCAAGAAUGCCAUUAUCUUGUGGUCACCACCCACCCAGGGCAGCUAUACGGCAUUCAAGAUCAAGGUUCUGGGCCUAUCGGAGGCAUCCAGCAGCUACAAUCGCACGUUCCAAGUCAACGACAACACAUUCCAGCACACGGUUAAGGAGUUGACGCCCGGUGCCACUUAUCAGGUGCAGGCCUACACCAUUUACGAUGGCAAAGAGUCGGUGGCGUAUACGAGUCGAAACUUUACCACAAGUCGACGGACGCGGCAUAAAGAAUUACUGGAUAUUAAAAUAUUGAGAGAGCCAAACACUCCGGGGAAAUUCAUUGUCUGGUUUCGUAAUGAGACUACGCUGCUGGUGCUGUGGCAGCCACCCUACCCGGCCGGCAUUUAUACGCACUACAAGGUCUCCAUAGAGCCGCCGGAUGCCAACGACAGUGUUUUGUAUGUGGAGAAGGAGGGCGAGCCGCCGGGGCCAGCGCAGGCGGCCUUUAAGGGUCUGGUGCCCGGUCGUGCAUACAAUAUUUCGGUGCAAACCAUGUCUGAGGAUGAGAUAUCCUUGCCAACGACAGCGCAAUAUCGCACAGUGCCGCUCCGACCGCUGAACGUCACCUUUGACAAGGAUUACAUCACCUCCAAUUCGUUUCGAGUGCUUUGGGAGGCGCCCAAGGGUGUCUCCGAGUUUGACAAAUACCAGGUGUCGGUAGCCACCACACGUCGACAAUCGACAGUGGCACGCAGCAAUGAACCGAUUGCCUACUUCGACUUCCGUGAUAUCGCUGAGCCAGGCAAAACGUUCAAUGUGAUCGUCAAGACAGUCUCCGGGAAGGUGACAUCCUGGCCAGCAACUGGCGAUGUUACAUUGCGACCACUGCCAGUGCGUAAUCUGCGCUCUUUCAACGAUGACAAGACCAAUACGAUGAUCAUAACAUGGGAGGCGGAUCCGGCCAGCACGCAGGACGAGUAUCGCAUAGUAUACCACGAGCUAGAAACUUUCAAUGGCGACACCAGCACUCUAACUACGGAUCGCACACGCUUCACACUCGAGAGUCUUCUACCCGGACGCAAUUAUUCGCUAUCUGUGCAGGCUGUAUCCAAAAAAAUGGAAUCUAAUGAGACAACCAUUUUUGUUGUAACACGCCCUUCAUCGCCGAUUAUUGAGGACCUUAAGAGCAUCAAGAUGGGCUUGAAUAUUAGCUGGAAGAGCGACGUGAACUCCAAGCAGGAACAGUACGAGGUGCUAUACUCUCGCAACGGCACCUCGGAGGUGCGCACGCUCAUCACCAAGGAAUCGCGACUAGUAAUCAAGAAUUUACAGCCCGGCGCCGGCUACGAGGUCAAAGUGUUUGCCGUGAGUCACGAACUUCGCAGCGAACCGCAUGCCUACUUCCAAGCAGUGUUUCCCAACCCACCACGCAAUAUGACCAUCGAAACAGUUCGGAGCAACUCAGUGCUGGUGCACUGGUCGCCGCCAGAGAGUGGAGAAUUCACAGAGUAUUCUAUACGGUAUCGCACCGACAGUGAACAGCAGUGGGUGCGACUUCCAAGUGUGCGCUCUACUGAGGCGGACAUUACAGACAUGACCAAGGGCGAGAAAUACACUAUACAGGUCAAUACCGUAAGCUUCGGUGUAGAGAGCCCCAAUCCGCAGGAAGUGAACACCACAGUGCCACCAAAUCCUGUUUCCAACAUCAUACAAUUGGUAGACUCGCGAAAUAUAACGUUGGAGUGGCCCAAGCCCGAGGGACGGGUAGAGUCGUAUAUACUGAAGUGGUGGCCGACUGAAAAUCCUAGCAGGGUGCAAACAAAGAACGUCUCAGAGAAUAAGUCGGCUGAUGAUCUGUCUACGGUGCGGGUCCUUAUUGGGGAUCUGAUGCCGGGCGUCCAGUACAAGUUUGACAUUCAGACAACGUCCUAUGGCAUUUUAUCCGGUAUUACCAACCUCUAUCCGCGCACUAUGCCUCUCAUUCAGUCCGACGUGGUUGUCGCCAAUGGUGAGAAAGAGGACGAGCGGGAAACUAUUACGCUGUCCUACACUCCCACGCCGCAGUCCUCUUCAAAGUUCGACAUCUAUCGGUUCUCAUUGGGCGAUGCAGAGAUCAAGGACAAGGAGAAGCUAGCCAAUGACACCGAUCGCAAGGUUACCUUCACCGGCCUCGUGCCGGGCCGGCUAUACAACAUUACCGUAUGGACGGUGAGCGGAGGUGUUGCUAGUCUGCCCAUACAACGCCAGGAUCGCCUCUAUCCGGAGCCAAUUACCCAACUACAUGCCACUAACAUCACGGAUACGGAGAUCUCGUUGCGCUGGGAUCAGCCCAAGGGCGAGUACAAUGAUUUCGACAUUGCCUACCUCACGGCCGACAAUCUGCUGGCCCAGAACAUGACUACCCGCAACGAAAUAACAAUCACUGAUUUACGACCGCAUCGUAACUAUACAUUCACCGUUGUCGUGCGCUCCGGCACUGAGUCAUCUGUGUUGCGCAGCAGCUCACCGCUUUCAGCAAGCUUUACCACUAAUGAGGCUGUGCCGGGUCGCGUCGAACGCUUCCAUCCCACCGAUGUACAGCCCAGCGAGAUUAACUUCGAGUGGUCUUUGCCUUCUAGCGAGGCCAACGGCGUCAUACGUCAGUUCUCCAUAGCCUACACCAACAUCAACAACCUUACCGAUGCAGGUGUACAGGACUUUGAUUCGGAGGAAUCCUUUGGUGUCAUUAAGAACCUCAAGCCAGGCGAAACCUAUGUCUUUAAAAUCCAGGCCAAGACGGCCAUAGGCUAUGGACCAGAACGCGAGUACAAGCAAACUAUGCCCAUAUUGGCACCGCCUCGUCCUGCCACCCAAGUGGUUCCCACAGAGGUGUACCGCAGCUCUUCCACUAUACAGAUACGCUUCCGCAAGAACUAUUUCUCGGACCAGAACGGCCAGGUGCGCAUGUACACAAUUAUUGUGGCCGAGGACGAUACAAAGAAUGCGUCCGGCUUAGAGAUGCCCAGUUGGCAUGACGUGCAGUCGUAUAGCGUGUGGCUCCCCUACCAAGCUAUCGAUCCGUACUAUCCAUUUGAGAAUCGCUCUGUAGAAGACUUUACCAUUGGCACUGAAAACUGCGACAAUCACAAGAUCGGCUACUGCAAUGGGCCUCUGAAAUCAGGAACUACAUAUCGCGUGAAGGUGCGAGCCUUUACGGGACCAGACAAGUUUACGGACACAGCCUACAGCUUUCCGAUACAGACAGAUCAAGACAAUACCUCGCUGAUCGUGGCUAUUACGGUGCCGCUAACCAUUAUUUUGGUGCUGCUCGUCACGCUCGUCUUUUAUAAGCGCCGUCGCAACAAUUGCCGCAAGACCACAAAGGACUCUCGCGCCAACGACAACAUGUCCCUGCCGGACAGCGUCAUCGAACAAAAUCGCCCCAUUCUGAUCAAAAACUUUGCCGAGCACUAUCGUCUGAUGUCCGCCGACUCCGAUUUCCGGUUCAGCGAGGAAUUUGAAGAGCUUAAACAUGUUGGCCGUGAUCAGCCAUGCACGUUUGCCGAUCUACCGUGCAAUCGACCCAAGAAUCGCUUCACCAACAUCCUACCGUACGAUCAUUCGCGUUUCAAGCUUCAGCCAGUGGACGACGAUGAGGGCUCCGACUACAUCAAUGCUAACUACGUGCCCGGCCACAAUUCGCCACGUGAGUUCAUUGUCACCCAGGGUCCGCUGCACUCGACACGUGACGACUUCUGGCGCAUGUGCUGGGAGAGCAAUUCGCGUGCUAUUGUCAUGUUGACGCGGUGCUUCGAGAAAGGGCGCGAGAAGUGCGACCAGUACUGGCCUAAUGAUACGGUACCAGUAUUCUAUGGCGACAUCAAGGUGCAAAUACUGAAUGACAGCCAUUACGCCGACUGGGUCAUGACCGAGUUCAUGCUGUGCAGGGGCAGUGAACAGCGUAUUUUACGGCACUUCCACUUCACAACUUGGCCCGAUUUCGGAGUGCCUAACCCGCCUCAGACUUUGGUGCGCUUUGUACGCGCCUUCCGGGAUCGCAUCGGUGCCGAACAACGGCCCAUUGUGGUGCACUGCAGCGCCGGCGUCGGACGCUCAGGCACUUUCAUUACCCUAGAUCGGAUAUUGCAGCAAAUCAAUACGUCGGACUAUGUGGACAUUUUCGGCAUUGUCUAUGCCAUGCGCAAAGAACGCGUCUGGAUGGUGCAAACGGAGCAACAAUACAUCUGCAUACAUCAGUGUUUGCUGGCCGUGCUCGAGGGCAAAGAGAAUAUAGUGGGCCCCGCACGUGAAAUGCACGAUAACGAGGGCUACGAAGCCCAAGGAGCUCAAAUGGAUGAGCAUGGCGCCAUAAUUGCCACCAUUGAGGGCCACAUGCACGAUCUUCAGCAGGCCGAGGCGGAGGCGAUCGAUGAUGAGAAUGCGGCGAUCAUACACGACGACCAACAGCCACUGACCAGCAGCUUUAGCGCAAGUCUAGUGCCUGCCCAUAGCGCCUCGAUGAGCUCGUUUAGCGCCGCCGUUGUGGCCGCCGCCGCUGCGUCCGCAGACGGACCUGACAGAUGA
This is a messenger RNA of Scaptodrosophila lebanonensis, 5504 nucleotides long. It is a transcript of the gene Ptp10D, whose product is annotated as tyrosine-protein phosphatase 10D. The transcript is spliced from 13 exons. NCBI's taxonomy places the organism in Eukaryota, Metazoa, Arthropoda, Insecta, Diptera, Drosophilidae. The coding region runs from base 516 to 5504 and encodes 1662 amino acids. Gene Ontology annotation, biological process: protein dephosphorylation. The record is from RefSeq and is a predicted model, not a curated record. Gene Ontology annotation, molecular function: protein binding; protein tyrosine phosphatase activity.